AUGUCCCUAGACACCCUUCGUGAUGCCAUAUCCCGGGAGAAAAAGAACGAGAUCGCCGCAUGUCAAUUGACCCGAUUUCGCAAGCUGCGCGAGCUCUACGCCUACUCCGCCUAUAUACUUUCCGCCCCAAAGCUCCACGAACUCAACUUCGAUGCGCCGCCCGACGCCGCAGAAUUGCAUUUCUUAGAUGAAAAUGACAUUGCCAAAGGUCGAUAUUUCAACGACGCAUCACUACCUUGGCCUACACAAGAUGCGAGUGUCUCACCAAAGUCUCCACGGUCAUCUGUCUCAGAAAAGUCAAGCCAAUUGCCGGCGGACAUGCAGACACCACGUGCGGUUGGCGAGUCGAUGCCCGGUGUGGAUAUCGACGUACGACCUUCACCCCUGGCGGACGGAACCGCAACUGCAAGUUCGGGCCUUGACGCCGACAUGACACAUGAAAUGGCGAAGGCUGUACCAAAAUCAACGCCCUCUCCACUUGUGAAAUCGUCUUCUGAGAUGACGCCGGCCGCAACAACGGCUAAACCCAUUGAGAGCAACCCGGUCCGAAGCCCUGCUGGCCAUGGCCGUGACCGUCAAUCGAGUGAGGGAGUUUCUCAGGAUGUUCUAUCUCAAACGGUUCUUCCCGAUUCUCCGUCCAUCGACCCCAAAGUUGCCGCUCCCCUGACUGCAGACGAUGCUGUCGCUCUCCCGGCUGCGGAAAUUCCGGGGUUCCAGGCUCAGGAUGAUCCGCGACAACCUAAGGUAGUCCACUUGCCUCCAAGGGACCAACAAGAGCGGCAUCUCCGGGAGGUAGAGCAUGCUCUUGCACGAAGGGAUCGCAUCUUAAACGAGAAAGCUACCUUAUCAUUGGGAUCGGGCCUCGGAGACCUGGCGUCCUCGCCAUCAUCCACUGUGGGACCGCAUUCAACCACCACCCCAAGACCGGCGCAUCCUUCUCCAGAUACCAGUCCUGACGAGGAGUCUUUUCCAGCAGACAUUGCAGCGUCGGGACGUAAUGGAUCGCUAUCCGUCUAUGAAGAGGAGAUGACCAAGGAUGAAGAACAUCGGAUCCUCAAAUCACAGAUGGAUGCAGCUCGAAGGAGAGCUAGAGCGGGAAGCCCAGCAAUGUCAGACGCACAGCUUCAUCUAGAAGACGAGCAGGCCAUAAAGGCUGCACGGGACGCAGCUUUUACGCCAAACGGGGCGGGAGCAAAUGACCAAGGUUCAACAUCUCAAAACGCCUUGGAAUCAGCGCAAGGAGCAGGGGGUGACACAUUCCCUCCCGAGGUCAAGCCUUUGACGACAGCUCUAGGGGUCGUCUCUCUAAACACCCCUGCAUCUGUUGAUAAAAUGUGGAAUGAUAUUUCCAAGGACAACCGGGGCGCACCUCUCAAUGUGCCUGACGGUGAUGCCACGACAUUAGAAUCAAGUCAGCCGUUGGCUACGUCUGCUCAGCGCCACCAGUCUGCAUCAUCAGGUGAGAUUGAAAGCGGCGAGCGUAAAGAUAUAGGCAUGAACCAGAAUCGCGCAGACGGCCUCCAAAGUGGAUCGGGAGAUUUUCCGCUGAUCCAGGAUUCUGAACGCACGUCUGCGAUCAACUCAUCUGGACUCAGUGGGGAGAACACUGCAUUAGGAUCUGUUGAAGUCGACUCAACGCAAGCAGUUGCGCAAAUGUUUAGCGAGCUAAGCCACGCUGGACAACGCGGUAUUAAGAGAAGGCGACUGUCUACUGUCGUCUUUAAAAACCAAGAUCAUACAGGAAUUCUCGACGAGCUGGUACGUGAAUCCGAGGACUACGCUGCGCUCCGAGGGGCAUCACAGGAUCCCGACAGAGAUUAUCUUGAGCCACUCUUCAGUUGGCAGGCACACCAAUCUCCUCGAUCUCGUCCACUCCUGGAUGUCCUCCAAACCGCAAACAAGACAGUCAGCACAGAGAACCAGCAUGCUGCUGCGGAAGCUGUGCACGAGUACAGGACCCUUAAGAAGAUCUAUCAAAUGCAGAGCGCUAGCCGCUGGUCUUUUCGACAGCUGGAGCGUUCCCAGGAGCCGCGGCGUCCACCUAAUGUUUGGGACAACUUGCUUGGUCAGAUGAAAGCGAUGCGGACUGACUUUCGGGAGGAGCGUAAAUGGAAACAUGCCAUCGCAAGAAAGAUGGCCCAUUGGUGUGCCGAGUUCGUCGCUUCGGGUCCACGACAACGGAAGCUAUUGCAAGUCAAGGUCCGACCCAAUGCGUCGUUCCGCCGAGAUCGUGCAGGGAGUAAUGGGGCAGCCGGGGCGGACGCUCUUGCGACUAGCCAGUCCAAUAUGAGUGGAGGAUCGCACGACGUACCAGAGCUUAUCCACUCCGCUGCUAACGAGACGGAGAGUGAAUGGUUUCCUGACGACGAAGGGCCGGGUUGCGCGUCAGGGACUGCACAACCACCCACUGCUCUCUUCUCGCUUGAUUACGACGACGUCAUUCUGUGUUUGGAGGACAACGCUGCCACCAACAGUCUCAUUUCGGAACUUCCCCUGUACGAGCCAAAGCCUUUACCAGACAUUCCCCCGGAUGAUCCCAACGAUUCUGCCUCUUCGACCGCCCCUGCGCUGCCCAUCGUCCCCGUGUCUAAGCUCGUUACGGGCAAGAUUGUACCCACAAUUCUGGGACCUCCGAAGAAGAAAAGCCGUUACGACUAUGAAGAAGAGGAUGAGGUUCAAGGAGACCGCAGCACAGGGCAGUCUUCCGAAGAUGUCUGGCCUUCUCAAGGCUAUCACAUCAGCCGUCAAGAGAUUCCUCCAGAGAACACCGAUGUUGCCCUUUUCAACAAGGAAAAUCAAACUCUGCGAGACCGUAUUCACGCCAGUCAUGCUUUCCGGCCUCCAGCGGAGUUUGGAAUGCCACCCACAACCUGGUUCGAGGCGAAGACAUCAUCGCAAUGGCUAUGGGAAGAAGACCAGAGGCUUCGUACGCUUGUCAGGGAGUAUUCCUACAACUGGUCCAUCAUCUCUGACCGCCUUGCGAUUCCUUCCCUCUUUACGUCCGCUGCCGAACGGCGCACGCCAUGGGAAUGCUUUGAGCGAUGGUACCUUUUGGAAGGUCUUCCUGCUGAUAUGUUGAAGACGGCAUACUUCAGAACGUAUCAGAGCAGGCUUGAAACGGCGGCAAGAUCUAUCGCGGCUCAGUGGCAAGCCUCCCAGCAGCAGCAAGCACAGACUCCUGGCCAGGGUACUCCUGUACGGCGGAGAAGCUCACAGCCUUGUAGAGUGGAGAGGCGGAGGAACAACCGCUACUUGGCCUUGAUAGAUGCGAUGAGGAAGCUGGCGCGGAAGAGAGAGUCUAUACAGCACAAACAACAGGAAGCCGCCAAAGCUGCUGCGCUCCGGAAGGCACACGAAGGAGCGCGUCCCCGGAACCAGACUCACACCCCACAACAGUUCAGUCAAAUGAAGCACGAGAAGGAGACGGCAAUAGCGCGCAACAACCAGGCGAUGCAUCAACAGAGGAUGCUCGCGAUGUCGCACCAGCGCGCUAUGCAGCAGCAGGGCAUUAACGGGACGAAUGGUCCCCAGCAACAACCACACAACAACCCUGGCGUGAAUGGCCAUGGUCCAAGCCCUCUGGGCAACGCCAACCUCCAGCCCGGCCAUCCUCAGCAGGGUGUCAACAUUCAAGCUCAACCACAUCCUACUGGUCAGGCGAAUCAAGCUAAUGGUGCUGUACCUGGCGUGCCGUUGAACCCACAGGCCAUCCCUCAAGCGAAUAUGCAAGUCAACAUGCGCGGUGGCCUACAGCCGCAGAGCUCCUCAGACAACCUACGCAUUGCCAUGCAACAGCGCGCCGUCCAAGGCGCAGCGGGCCAGCCACAGUACCCAAUACAGCGGAGCAUGCAAGGGGCCAUGAACGGCAUCAAUAGAGGGGGGAUGCCGAAUCCAGCUAUGCUAGCUGCUAUGGCCAACAACCAGCACAUGAACGGCAAUGCUGUCAGCGCCAAUGCAGCCGCAAGCGCGAACAUGAAUGGUGCCGGCAUCCCGCGAUCUUCAGCUUCUCCGCGGAUGAGCAACGCCAAUCCAGCAUCCCGACCUCAGCCUCUAUCAAGCGGCCACAUCCCCGCCAUCAACGAGAUAUCAGCCCACAUCCAAUCCCAAAACCCGCACAUGACCCCGGACGAAGUCCGCCAACUCGCCCUCGAGCGCCUCAAAAGCCGCACGAACGGAACCCGCCAAAACGCCCUAAACGCCGCCGGCGGCGCUGCAGGUCUUGGCUCCCAACAAGCAAGCCAGCACAUGGGGGCCCAGGCCGCCUACCAGCAGGCGCAGGCCCAGCAACCCAACCAUAUACACGCGGGAAGCGCCAGCCCGCCGAGCGGUAUGAGCAGGCAGCAGCUGUAUCAGCGCCAGAUACAUCAGCAUACUAUGCAGCAGCGUCCACCGUCGUCGCAGCAGCAGCUCGGCCAGGGGAGUCCGGUGCUGAGCAACGCAACGCUGGGGAGUGGCGGGGUGGUGGGGCAGGGACCGCGACCGGAGAGCAGGAGUGCGACGCCGCAGGGACAGCUGCUGAUGCAGGGGAGUCCGGUUAUGGGGCAGCAUCAGGCGGCUGUGCCGGGGAGUCGCUGA
Coniosporium apollinis CBS 100218 is the source of this 4575-nucleotide messenger RNA. RefSeq lists its product as uncharacterized. The coding region runs from base 1 to 4575 and encodes 1524 amino acids. The transcript is spliced from 5 exons. NCBI's taxonomy places the organism in Eukaryota, Fungi, Ascomycota, Dothideomycetes. The record is from RefSeq and is a predicted model, not a curated record.